Messenger RNA from Chanos chanos (milkfish), 944 nucleotides. RefSeq names its product PI-PLC X domain-containing protein 1-like. The transcript is spliced from 6 exons. Bases 6 to 944 code for a protein of 312 amino acids. Gene Ontology annotation, biological process: lipid metabolic process. Gene Ontology annotation, molecular function: phosphoric diester hydrolase activity. The record is from RefSeq and is a predicted model, not a curated record. NCBI's taxonomy places the organism in Eukaryota, Metazoa, Chordata, Actinopteri, Gonorynchiformes, Chanidae.
GGGAUAUGUCCAGCUGUGUAGACUGGAUGUCACGGCUACCCGAGAAGCUUUUGGAUAUGCCCUUGUCAACACUUGCUAUACCCGGGAGUCACGAUACAAUGACGUACUGCUUGGACCAACAUUCGCCAGUGCUGCCAUCUCAACCCAAAACACUGAGAUUCCUGGACAGCAUAAUACCUUGUAUCAUACGGCCUUGCGUGAAUAGAUGGGGCACGACUCAGGAAAGGACCAUUUCAAGUCAGCUUGAUUCAGGCAUUCGGUUCCUUGAUCUGAGAGUUGCCCAUAAGAAGAAAGAUUCCAAUAAAACGUUUUACUUUGCCCAUGGAAUAUACUCUCUCUGGACAGUUAAGGAGGCUCUCAUAGAUGUGGCCUGGUGGUUGGAGAAACAUCCCAAAGAGGUGGUCAUCAUUGCCCUGUCCUCUUUUGAUGGCCUAGACAGCAGCCAGCACCAGGAACUCAUCAACCAUUUAAAAAAUUUGUUUCUAAAUAAGCUCUGCCCGAACUGGGAAAAGCCCACACUGAAAACCUGCUGGGAUCAUGGUUAUCAGGUUAUUCUGUCUUAUGAUAACUCAUGUGCUGUUGGUCAUAAAGAAUUAUGGCCAAAGUGGGACUACUGGUGGGCUAACAAGUCAGAUCCCACACAAGUCAUCUCCUACCUGGAGGAGAGGAAAGCGAAAGGACGACCAGACAGUUUUUUUGUAGCUGGCCUGAACAUGACUGAAGACGCGAGAUAUAUUCUUCUCCAUCCAUGUCGGUCCAUGAGAAUCAUGACUAAGAAGGCCUAUCCGAUCUUACUGAACUGGGUGAAGGACCAGUGUCCGGGCUCAGGCAAAACUUGCAUCAACAUCAUCUGUGCAGAUUUUAUAGGAUUUUCCAGUAAUGUCUUCGCUCAGAGCGUCAUAGAAUUAAACCAGAGACUACUAAAAGAAGAUAUGGGAACAUGA